Molecule: messenger RNA, 357 nt
Organism: Lentinula edodes (shiitake mushroom)
Lineage: Eukaryota; Fungi; Basidiomycota; Agaricomycetes; Agaricales; Omphalotaceae
Exons: 2
Coding region: 1-357 (118 amino acids)
Source: RefSeq, a predicted model, not a curated record
AUGUCUACCGCACGCGAGCGUCUUGCACUAGAAUUUCCGGACGAGAGUCCGUACAACGAAGAACUCUGGGAUUUCGAGAUAUUUUGGCGCGACCAUUACGACUGGCUCAAGGAUCGAGGAUAUCUCCUUCGUCCACGCUACCGUCCGGGUUGGGUAGCAUCCUGGAUUGGAACCACGAAGGAAGCACCUAGGUGUGAAGAUAAUCUGGUUCAGCCACUCUUUCCAUUAAAUCUUGACGCUAUUCGCGUUGCAGAUGGAAAACCUGUUAUGCUCAGACGCGCGGACCCUCCAUCAAUUUCGAACGAACUUGAAAUUGGACGUUUACUAUCAUCUAGAGAGUCACUAUCUGACCAUUGA